Miscanthus lutarioriparius is the source of this 969-nucleotide messenger RNA. The record is from the annotation of a GenBank genome assembly. NCBI's taxonomy places the organism in Eukaryota, Viridiplantae, Streptophyta, Magnoliopsida, Poales, Poaceae.
AUGCCGACGGCGACGGAGUCGAAGGGCGUAACCCACCGGACGCUGGAGGUGAACGGCAUCAAGAUCCACGUGGCCGAGGCCGGCGACGGCUCCGCGGGCGGCACGGUGCUGUUCCUGCACGGCUUCCUGGAGCUCUGGCACUCGUGGCAGCACCCGCUGAUGUCGCUCUCGUCGCGGGGCUACCGCUGCCUGGCCCCGGACCUCCGAGGCUACGGCGACUCGUCGGCGCCGCCGUCCCCGUCCUCGUACACCAUCUUCCACCUCGUGGGCGACGUGGUGGGCGUCCUCGACGCGCUCUCCCUGGCUCGGGUGUUCGUGGUCGGCCAGGGCUGGGGCGCGCUCCUGGCGUGGCACCUCGCCACGGUCCGCCCCGACCGGGUCCGCGCACUCGUCAACAUGAGCGGCGCCUUCAUACCGCGCAACCCCAGCGUGCGCCCGCUCCAGGCGUUACGGCGGCUCUUCGGCGACGGCUACUACCUGCUGCGGCUGCAGGAGCCCGGAGCCAUGGAGGCGGAGUUCGCGCGGAUGGACACCAGGUUCAUCUUCAGGAAGCUCCUCACCACCCGCGAGACGGGCGCCAUCUCACUGUCGCCGGAGUGGUGGGGGCCGCAGGACCAGGACAUCCCACUGCCGCCAUGGCUCACGAAGGAGUUCGUACACGUCCUCGCCGCCAAGUUCGACGAGACAGGGUUCGCCGGCGCCAUGAACUCCUUCCGCUGCCUCGACCUCAACUGGGAGCUGACGGCGCCAUGGACAGGGGCUAAGGUGACCGUGCCGACCAAGUACAUCGCUGGGGAGGACGCCAUGUCGUACAACCGGGUGAAGGAGUACAUACACAAGGGCGGGCUCAAGCGCGACGUGCCGGGACUGGAGGAGGUGGCGGUGAUCGCCGGCGCUGGGCACUACGUCCACCUCGAGAAGGCGGAGGAGGUGACGGAGCACAUCUACGAAUUCAUCAAAAAGUUCUGA